Messenger RNA from Globicephala melas (long-finned pilot whale), 864 nucleotides. It is a transcript of the gene AQP8, whose product is annotated as aquaporin 8. Gene Ontology annotation, biological process: water transport; transmembrane transport. Gene Ontology annotation, molecular function: water channel activity. Gene Ontology annotation, cellular component: plasma membrane. The record is from RefSeq and is a predicted model, not a curated record. NCBI's taxonomy places the organism in Eukaryota, Metazoa, Chordata, Mammalia, Artiodactyla, Delphinidae.
UGUCCUGGAGAGCAGGUGCGGGUUUUCCAGCCAGCGCAGGCCAGAGUCCCGUCCUGAGUCACCUCCGCCCUGAUGUCUGCAGAGGCAGCUGCAUCCAUGUGUGACCUGGAGUUCGGUGGCGUCAAGGUGAAGGAGCCCAGCGAGGGGGGCAGGUGGCGUGGGUGCUGGUACGAGCGGUUUGUGCAGCCCUGCCUGGUUGAACUGCUGGGCUCUGCCCUGUUCAUCUUCAUCGGCUGCCUGUCGGUCAUCGAGAACGGGACCGACACUGGGCUGCUGCAGCCGGCACUGGCCCAUGGGCUGGCCCUGGGCUUGGUCAUCGCCACGCUGGGGAGUAUCAGUGGUGGACACUUCAACCCUGCGGUGUCCCUGGCAGCCAUGCUGGUCGGAGGCCUCCACCUGAUGAUGCUCCUUCCCUACUGGAUCUCCCAGCUGUGUGGGGGGCUGAUUGGGGCUGCCUUGGCCAAGGCGGUGAGUUCUGAGGAGAGGUUCUGGAACGCGUCUGGGGCAGCCUUCGUGACAGUCCAGGAGCCCAGGCAGGUGACGGGGGCAGUGGUGGCAGAGAUCAUCCUGACGACACUGCUGGCACUGGCUGUAUGCAUGGGCACCAUAAACGAGAAGACGCAGGGUCCUCUGGCCCCAUUCUCCAUCGGCUUCUCUGUCACCGUGGACAUCCUAGCAGGGGGAGCUGUGUCUGGAGCCUGCAUGAAUCCUGCCCGUGCCUUUGGACCGGCUGUGGUGGCCAACCAUUGGGACUUCCACUGGAUCUACUGGCUGGGCCCGCUCCUGGCCAGCCUGCUUGUAGGAGUGCUCAUCAGGUUCUUCAUUGGAGAUGGGAAAACCCGCCUAAUACUUAAGAGGCGGUGA